This is a messenger RNA of Acipenser ruthenus (sterlet), 3098 nucleotides long. RefSeq names its product transmembrane 7 superfamily member 3-like. The coding region runs from base 254 to 2056 and encodes 600 amino acids. The transcript is spliced from 14 exons. The record is from RefSeq and is a predicted model, not a curated record. Lineage: Eukaryota; Metazoa; Chordata; Actinopteri; Acipenseriformes; Acipenseridae.
UGUAGGCACUGGAGAGGCUGUACUCAACAAAAACAUCUAGUUUUGAACAGUUGUUAGUGUGUUUAACAGGAGUCCAUUAAAGUCGGUUGAAUAUUCUUCUAAAAUGAGUUCUAAAAAGAUACUGUCGUAACGAAAUGUAAUUUAUUGGCUAUAGACUGUCCCUUAAUUUUGUGUGAAUAAUAAAACGAGGCUAACAAAAAAUAGAGAUGCAUUUAGUGAUUUAGCCUAGGUAUCGAGACUGGAUCGUGCAAUUAUGCCAGUGAAGGAAAAGCAACCGUGCCUUGGGAAAAGUAUUCAUCUGUUGAACAACUUGAUCCUAAUGUCUAUUGUUGUCUCUUGGGAUGAAGUAAUGGCACAGAACGUUCCAGGCCUGGUUAAGUUUUCACUGGGUCAGUUUCAGAACUUGUCUGUGACACAGAACUUUUCUGUGGAGGCUGUGUUAACCAGAAUCCCAGGAGACAUCACCCACAUCAUCUUCCAGUUUCACAGUCAGUACCGCAAUGCAACCGUCUCCUAUGAUCAGGAAUACUACAAAGAGGAUUUGCUCCAGGCACCCAGAAGUGAAAACAUGAGUUUUCUUGAACAGUCAAGAGAUAAGACCCCUACUUCAAACACAUCCCUGACUGCCCACGAUGUAGGACUGGUUUCCGCUCUCCGUCUUCAGCAGAACUCAUUGCAGUGGUACAUGGAGUCUCCUGAAAGCAAACCUGUUUCUGGCAUGGCAGUCAUUCUGCCCUACAAAGCGAGAGAUCCAGUUCCCGGAGGCUGUAACCUGGAGUAUAACCUUGACAUAGAGCCUAAUAUUUAUCUGCACUAUAAUCUGUUUGAGACAAUCAUUCGGUUUGCACCAGCAAAUAUAGGCUAUGCAAGGGGACAGACAGCUCCGUCCUGCAACGUCAGCAGUGGGCAGACCUCCAGAAGGCGCCUCGAGUAUGAUAUCUAUCAGUACUUCCUUCCUGAGAGCGACCUCUCUGAACAGGUCUUCAUAGGACACAUUCAGAAAAUGGCAAACAUACACGAGGUGGUAGCCAAUGGAAAAAAACUGAUGACCUUGAGUUCAAAUGACCAGCCCAUGGUGUCCUUCAGUUCUCUUCCUGGUCAGGGUGUGAUCUACUCCAUCAUAGUGAGGGAUCCUGUUUUUAAUACCUCUGCCUCCUAUGUGCCUGUUCACACCUAUGCCUGCAGCUUUACCUCCACGCUGGAUAACUGCUACACUCUAGGAAAGAUUUCUACAAAGGUCUUCUUUACCAUAGCUGGUAUGGCUGGCCUUUUCAUUUGCUUCUUUGGGCAUAGCUUCUUCAAAUCUGAACUCUUUUGUAUGGGUUUUAUCUUCACUGCAUUCCUAUUCUUCUUGCUUAUCACAAGAACAACCCCCCUAAGCUAUGACAUGCGGCUGUCCCUGACAGCAUUGAUGGGGGUGAUGGGUGGAGUGCUGCUGGUGCUCUGCUGGUGGAGAUUCGGCUCUCCUCUCCUCUCCAUUUUGAUAGUCGGCCUUAUACUGGGGUUCCUCUUUUCAUCCAUCUUCUUCUUCACUCCAAUAGGAGAUUUUGAAAUCUUCCGCAGUGAUGUGGUUUUCUGGUUGACCUUUACUAGCAUUGCUCUAGUUGUCCCUUUAAUAUGUGUCAGGUUCCCUAGAGAGGGAAACAUAACGGCGUGCGGAGUUGUUGGAGGAUAUACAGUGAUUUUAGCUGUGGAUACUUACACUUACACCAGCCUCACCUACAUAACAUUAGACAUCCUGAAGCGAGCCCUGAACAACAACUUCAGCAAAGCCUUCACAAACGUCCCUUUUCAAGAUAUUGAUUUCAUUAUGAUUACCGUGUGGGCUGUCCUGGCUGUCAGCGGAAUGGUCCUUCAGCUCUACAGAGAGAGGACCAGGCCAGUCUUCCCUCCGAGCCCCUACAUGAUGUGGAAACAAGAGAGGGAGCGUCGGAAAACCAACAUCCUGGACCCCAGUUACCAUGUCCCGCCACUGCGAGCACGCUUGAAAAGCAGAGUGGAUGAGAUGUUUCGAAGGGAAGAGCCUGCUGGAGAGAGAACACCACUGCUUUUAUGACCUGUUUGGCUGUUCUUAUGACAUAUUAUUGAACAGAAAAAAACUGCAAUGAAUAGAGGAUUCCACAAGGUGGUGCUUUCAACUACCAUCUCUUCUUGUGACUUGCUAGAGAGACAGUGUAACACAGCUGCCACUGCCUGCUUCCCAUCUUUCUGGUUUAUAUGGUUACCUGCAGGUAGAUCUCGGCUGAAAAAAACGGGAUAGUGGGAUUUAAACUUAAAACAUGAUCUAGAGGAUCAAAGCAGCCACACCAGCUAUUUAAAAAAGCUUACUGUAUUCUUAGCCCCCCCAAGUGCCUUCCCAUCCAUGAAUUUUACCUGUCCAAAAUCACUCCAAAAUCAAGCAGAAGAGGGUGAAUAUUACGAAGGGGCAGGUGGAAUAGGUGGGUGCUAGUGCCCAAGAUGCUAGAUGAGGAAUGAUGGAAUCCAGCCGUCACACACAGGUCACUUGUAUUUGAGUGCAAGGAAAUGAGAGCUCUUGUAUCUUCAGUAGUGUACCACACUGGAGAGAGUAGCUGCUGGAAGUAUUUUAGAUCACGUCUACUUAAUCCCAUGGCUGGAGCCAGGACACUUGUUAAUGCCAGACUAUUAUGGCUGUAGGUAAAAUUUGUGUUGUGCAGGGUUCAAAAGUGAAUCCCAGUAUAUGCAAAAUGAAUUAAAUAACCAGAAAACCUCCAUGUGUUUUAUAGUUAAGUCCAAGUGGCUCAUUGGUAUUGUACCUCGUAAAGUAUGUUCUUAUGAAAAACCUAGCACAAUUGUUUAGUAAAUCUAUAAAUCACUUAAUAGCAAAUAAUGUUGUCAUUUAUAUUUAUUGAUUUGUAAAAUGUGUAUAUAGUUAAGGUCUAAAACUGCAUAUCAUUCCUUUAAAAUGAUCAAGUAUUUAAAAUAUGCCUUUAAAAAAAAAAAAGUACAUUUCAUUAUUUUCUAAGUGGUGUGUUUAUGACACUGGUUCCAAAAUGAUACUUGUAAUUCUGCCAUGCACCUAUGUUGACAUUUCUUUACUCUUGUCUAAAAUUGAUAAAUAGUUUUUGUUUUUACAGUGA